Molecule: messenger RNA, 3660 nt
Organism: Schistosoma intercalatum
Lineage: Eukaryota; Metazoa; Platyhelminthes; Trematoda; Strigeidida; Schistosomatidae
Source: the annotation of a GenBank genome assembly
AGUAGAUCGAUAGUCCGUACUUCAAUAACUGGAACGAGCAAAACUUGGACGUAACCUAAAGUUCUUCAAUUAUUGGUUCUGUGUUCAUACCUUGGAUUUUCUGGAUAUUUUGGGUCCAAAUUCCUGGUCUUAUUGGUCGAUUUCGUUUGGAUUAAUUCAGAUUUGUUUUGGUAAUUGAUUAUUUGGAACAACAAAUACGAUGGAAACACGGAGCAAAAGGCUGAAGGAAAAUGACGAAUUGGAUGGUAAAACUUCCAAAGCUGUUUGUGGUAUGUCUGAUGUUAAUGAUGAUAAAUGUGAUGAUGUUAGUCUUAAUAGUAUGUCCUCUAGCCAGCUAAGUACUUCUAGAUUAAAAUUAGAUAAAGCAUUACUGAGAAAAAGGAAUUUAGAGAAGAGACUUGAAUUAGAGCGGCAACUUAAGAUGUUAGAUCUACAAGAAGAGGUUGAUAUCGCUGAACUAGAAUGCAAGGCCAUCGAGGACGAUGAACGAUUACCCGUAGAUAAAUGUGGGAUAAAUGCUAAAGUGGAAAAUUAUUUGGAUUGUGAUACUGGGUGUAAUAAUCACUCAGGGGAGGUAUGUAACAUCUCAAAUGUCGAUUGGGUUGGGGAGCUGAAGGACACGUUACAUACAAUGGUUAGUAACAUGGUUUUACCUAAGAUCGAUAUGAUGUACUUUGAUGGGCAGCCGGGUCAGUAUUACCGUUUCAUUAGUCAGUUUAAUAGCCUUAUAGAGAGUAAACUGUCAGAUAAGGGCCAAUUGUUGUUGUAUUUGUUAUAUUAUUGCAAGGGAAAGGCCAGAACAGCAAUUGAAUCUUGCGUUUCUUUGCCCAGUGAUUUGGGCUAUGAUAGGGCUAAACGAAUUUUGUAUGAUUUAUUUGGUAAAGAACAUCUUGUUGCACGAGAACUAAUUAUUGAGUUAUUAAACCAUAAACCUGUCGGAGGAUCGGCUGACGUAUUAACUGACUUUGCGAUUAAGUUGCGUAAUGUAUGUAUAACGUUGAAGCAAAUGGGAUAUAUGUCUGACGUUAAUUCUACGGCUAAUUUGGAGGUAAUAGUUUCUUGCCUACCUCUAGAAUUGCAGAAUAAGGGGGUGGAAGUCGCCGAUAAAAUCAUGAUGCAUGGGAAGGAGCCGAGCUUUGAAGAAUUUGUGGUCUUUGUAGAAGAGAGGGCCAGAAUUGCCCGAACCCGUUAUGGUAGAUUAGUACAGUGUAACUCAAGGUUGGGUAAAAGGAAUUCUGAAGGCCAAGCUGAUAGGAGAUCACGCUUUCAUGCAAUUAGACGAGACCCAAAUAGCUCAGUCAAGGUAUCACGUUGUGAAAUCUGCGAAGGUGAUCAUGAGGUGACAAAUUGUCCAAGAUUAUCAAAAAUGAAUGUAAGAGAAAGGAGGCAGGAGGUAAGAAAACGUGGUCUAUGUUACUUAUGUUUGAGGAAAGGUCACAUAGCUAUGACAUGCAACUCAGGCAUCAAGUGCGACGUUGAGAAUUGCAAGGUUAGGCAUAAUUCAUUAUUGCAUAUUGCUAGUAUUGAUAACCAUGUGGUGAACCUAGCUAAGGAUUGGAACUCUUCAAAGGUUUGUUUGGGGAUCGUUCCAGUCAGACUAUACGGUCCCAAAGGAUGUUUGGAAACAUAUGCACUUCUUGAUAGUGGUUCGGACACUUCUCUUGUAUGUGAAGAAUUAAUUAAUCAGUUGGGUAUCAAAGGUAAAGAGACUUCGAUAAGGGUGGCGACUGUGAACGGAACUACCAAUUGUGAUUGUUUGGAGGUAAAUUUAGAGGUAUUUUCAUUAGAUGAACAGGGUUCUAUAAGGAUCAGCAAGGUUUACACGACCAAGAAACUUCCAAUCGAUCAUGCAACACCUUUAACCGAACUCCAACUGAAACGGUGGAAUCAUCUAAAGGACAUAACCCUUCCGAGGUUGCAAAGUAAUUUUGUAGGAAUAUUGAUUGGGGUGUGAUGCUCCGGAUGCACAUUGGGUCCUGGAACAACGUCUGGGGGACAGGAAGAAUCCGUUUGCUGUGCGUACUCAUCUUGGUUGGAUGAUUAUAGGUCCUAAGGGAGUAUCAAGGUCUCUACAUCAAGUUCAGUGGUGACAUUGUUGCACUAAUGAUAUUUUGCGAGAUUUAGAAAGACUAUAUAAUCAUGAGUUCGAGGAUGCAGAUACGUUUCGUAAUGGAUAUUCUGUCGAAGAUAAAAAAGCUCUAGAAAUAGUUAACAGUUCGUUUAGAUUGGAGAGUGGUCAUUUCCAAGUUGGUCUACCAUGGAAGUAUGAUAAGCCAAGACUACCGAAUAAUUUGGAACUGGCUAAACGCAGAUUAGAAUGCCUAAGGAAGAGGUUUAUGAAAGAUAACAGUCUUUUGGAGAAAUAUCAAGUUGUGAUGAAUAAACAUUUAAGUAAGGGCUACAUCAUUGAAGCUAGUGAAGAGGGAUUUGACUGUGAUGCUGUUUGUUGGUAUAUUCCUCAUCAUCCUGUUAUCAACCCUAAAAAGCCUGGAAAAUUAAGAAUUGUUUUUGAUUGUGCGGCUGUCUAUCAGGGUUGUUCUCUUAAUGACCAGCUUUUGAGAGGACCGAAUACUGUAAAUAGUUUAAUUGGUGUACUUCUACGAUUCAGAAUAGGUAACGUAGCAUUAGCUGCUGAUAUCGAAGAGAUGUUUCUUCAAGUAAAAAUUCCGAGACAAGACAGGGGAGCAUUUCGUCUAUUGUGGUGGGAAGACGGUGAUAUACGACGAACGGCUAAGGAAUAUUGUUUAACAGUUCAUCCGUUUGGAGCCGUGUCCUCUCCCUUUUGCGCUAAUUUCGCUCUUAAGAAGACGGUAGAUAUAUUCGGUAAGGAAUUCAAUGAAGAUAUCCAGGAUGUCGUAGAUAGGAGUUUCUAUGUCGACGACUAUUUAGCCUCUAUUGAUAAUGUACAGGAUGCAAUUGAGCUGGCAAAGGCCCUUGGUUCUCUCCUCAGAAAAGGUGGGUUUAGACUUACCAAGUGGAUAAGUAACUGUUUACAAGUUCUCGAAUCAAUUCAUCCAGAAGAGAAAGCAGAAGCCGUAAGAGAGAUUGACUUUGAAAGAUUUCCUACGGAACGCACGUUGGGAUUAUUUUGGAAUACUAUGGUUGAUUCGUUUGAAUUUAAAGUUCGCAUACCGAAACGCCCCCUCACUAGGCGUGGUAUAUUGUCAAGUGUAGCCUCACUUUACGAUCCUCUGGGAUUGGUAGCACCGUUUAUACUUCCCAUGAAGCAGUUACUUCAGCGUUUAGGUAAAUUGGGACUAGGAUGGGACGAAGAGAUUCCAAAUGAGGAAAGCAAACGUUGGUUAGAGAUUUUAAGUGAAUUUAAAAGGGUUGAGAACGUUAGUUUUCCACGUUGUGUAUUGUUUCCUCAAUCAGAUCGUUCGCUCCUGGAACUUCAUAUUUUCAGUGAUGCAUCGGAAACUGGAUAUGGUGCAGUAGCAUACGUCCGCUCUUACAAUUUUGACACUGAGAUAUGUUCUCGUCUUGUUAUGGCUAAGGCAAGGGUAGCCCCCUUGAAGGUCCAAACUAUACCGCGCUUGGAACUGUCGGCAGCAGUUUUAGCAGCUCACAUGGGAUACCAGCUGCAGUCAGAAUUAGACAUUAAGUUUGCAGAGGUUAAUUUUUGGACGGAUUCCAUGAUUGUCUUACACUAUAUUAGAA